UGUUAAAAAAGUUUUAAUUAUUUUUAUUUAUUUCAUUAACGUGAAAUAAAGAAAUGAGUUCCAAUAUUUUAACUGUGUGGGAAUUGCUCUUGUGCUUGAUUUGGAAGAAUUGGUGUGUCCAGUGGAAGAAUUGGCAUACUGUACUAUUUUGCAUACUCACACCCACUUUUUUUAUGACUAUACCAAUAGUAAUACGUUGCAUGAUUAGCUGUGAAAAUUUCCCAACUAUUAUAUAUGAACCAGUUGAUUUAAAAGAAUCAUGGAGCAAUCUAUUAAGUGUGCUAUCAAAUCGCAAUUACAAAUAUUUCAAUGUUUCACGGACCAACAGUUUCAACGUAUAUGUCCCUCAAAUGAUAAUUGCUUAUGCACCCAAUACAUACAUUUUAUUUAAUAAAAUAAUGAAUCACGCAAUUAUGUCUUUAGGAGGUAUGGAUUUGAUUGGAUAUAGCUCUUGUGAACUUCUCUAUAAUGCCAUGCAAACUAAAUAUUAUUUCGCUGGAGUUUGUUUCGAUGAAAAUAUUUUUCAGUCCAAUACGGACGAAAUACCAAGUCAACUUAAUUAUACACUGUUGUAUCCAAGUGAACUACGUUUCUACCAUGAUACAUAUAUAACGUCCAACUGGAAUACAAAUAUUUUAUUUAAUUUUGUAACUCCACCGGAUAGUCGUGUUGGUAGAGACAAAACUGGCGGCUACGUUGGAUACGUUCGUGAAGGUUUUAGUUCCCUACAACAUCAAAUAUUUCUAUCAUAUAUGAAUCUUGAUUCUGUAGUUGAAGAACUAAAAGAGACAUUUAAUGGAGUAACUCGUAUUCCAGACAUAUUGCUGCAUCGAUUUCCAUAUCGUGCGCAUACAGUUGACAAAUUUUUGAAUGGGAUUAAGAGCAGUUUAUCUCUUAUAAUCAUAAUAUCUUACACAGUUCCCGUUACAAUUUUUAUAAAGUACAUAGUUGAAGAAAAAGAGAAGAAUUUACAAAUAGUCCUUAAAAACAUGGGAGCGCCUUAUGCAUUACAAUUAAUAUCAUGGGUUGUUGUUGCUUUCUUUCAACUGUUGUUAUCAUCCAUAAUAUUAGUGACUUUGAUUAAGAUACCAUGGAGUGACGGUAAUGGAAUUUUGCCUAAUAGCUCAUGGCUAGCAUUAUUGCUUGUUAUGAGCUUGUACAGCUUAGUUGCGGCAACCUUUUCAGUACUUUUAUCCAUAUUUUUCGUCAAAGCAAAAUAUGCUGUUAUAAUAACAGUUGCUUUAUGGAUUUUAACAUUUUUUCCUUAUGCAAGCCUUCUAAAUAAAUUGAAUCAUGAAAUUUUAACACGCAUAUUAAUUUUUCUAUUACCCAAUACUACAAUGGGUUUAAUCAUUGGUAACAUCCAAAAUUUAGAGGUAAACGACAUAGGCAUUCAGUUUAAGAACUAUUUUAGUUCGCAAACAUUGGAAAUACACUUCUCAAUCGGCAUUCUUAGUAUCACAAUGUUACUUCAAAGUAUAGUUCACAUGGUCAUGGCAAUAUAUAUUGACAUGCUGAUUCCUGACAAAACCGGCCGAGUAAAAAAGCUGAACCUUUUUUUAACGGAUGUAUUUAAAGGACGUCGUCCUGGUAGCUCAAUCCAGGAUACCACAAGGCCUGGUAGCUCAAAUCGAAGUAUUACAGUUAUUGAAGUUGAAACUCUCAAGCCACCAAUCCUCGAAAUAACUAAUUUGUGUAAAAAGUAUGAUAAUAAGUAUGUGGUACAAAAUGUUAAUAUGACUUUGUAUGAAAAUGACACUACCAUUCUUAUGGGUCAUAACGGCAGUGGCAAGAAAACUUUAUUAAAAAUGAUUGUGGGUUUAUUACAUCCAACUAGUGGAGAUAUGAAGAUAAAUGGUAUUGAAUGGACUGCAGAUAAAGGUUAUGAUGACAUUAGUUUUGCCAUAAAUGAUCAAAUAUUGUUUGGAAACUUAACUGUGCAAGAUCAAUUAACAUUUUUUUGCCGAAUGAAGGGUAUAGAGUACCCUAAAUGCAAAAUGCAAGUCAUAAAAUAUCUUAAAUCAACUCUACUCAAAAAUUAUUCAAAUUGUUAUACAGAUAACUUGACAUUAGGCUUAAAAAAUAUACUAGCUUUAUGUUGCGCGCUAAUUGGAGAUAGUAAAAUUAUUAUACUCUGUGAUCCCUUUGAAGGCCUUGAUAUACUUACUAGAAAAUAUAUGUUCAACUUGUUGUUAAAAGAACGAAUUGGUCGAACACUGCUGUUAUCAACAAAUUCCUAUGAUGUGGCGGAAACAUUUGGUAAUCGUAUGGCCAUUAUGGCUAAUGGAGAAAUCAAAUGUUCCGGCACUCCCAGUUUUCUGAAACGUGUUUAUUGCUAUGGAUAUUGCUUAAGAAUUCUUAUGGGAAAACUUUCAAAAAGUGACGAUAUAAAGAAAUUAUUACGAAAAUACAUAAUAAAUAUUGAACCAGAUUAUAUGCUUGGGAAUGAAAUAUCAUUUCUUCUAGAACAAAAAUACUCGUAUGUAUUUGAUGAUAUUUUCGAUGAAUUCGAAGAAAGAUGGAACGAACUGAAUAUUGUACAUUUGGAGGUUAACGAACAUUCUUUACGCGAUGUUUUUUUACAAUAUGGGGCAGAUGGUUCAAGUUAUGGCAAUUCUCUACGACAUCAUGAAAUUUUAAAUGGUAUUUCUAAAUACCUAGACCGCUCAAAUCCUGUUACGCUAUUUCAGACAUAUAAAACUCUUAAAGGGAGGAAACUUAUAUUAAAUCAUUGGAACGCAUACGUUUAUAAGCGUUUUAUACAUUUAAUACGUAGUCCAUUAAUAUUUGGUUCAAUUGUUAUCUUACCUAUUUUAUGUACAGUGAUGCCGUUCUCUCUACUACAAAUAAAAUUAAACAAUGAUGAUUUAAAGCCGAUGUCAUAUAGACUGCAACAAUACCAGCGUUCCGCAACUACAAUAGAAAUUUUACGGAAAACAGAUCCAAUGUCGGAAAGCUCGGAACUUGAAUAUCAACAGUUAGUAUUUUGGAGUUCAAAUCCACACCAAGUAGAAGUUAUUGAAACUCCAUUUGAAGAAUACCUAAUAAAGCAGGAAAAGUUAAAAGCAAGUAAAAUUAAUGAGCUUUACCUCGUUGCUGCUUCUUUCAAAAAAAACUACACUGCUUGGUUUAACAAUUACCCUCUUCACACCGUACCACUCUCAUUAAACUUAAUGCAUAAUGCAAUAGCGAGAGCAAUAUUGGGUAUUGAUUCAAGUAUUGAACUGAAUUUCCAACCUUUGCCAUUUACUAAUAAAUAUCAUGCAAUGAUGAUGCAUGUUCCACUGUCGCAUAAUAUGCUUUUACCGCUGUGUACAUCACUCUGCCUAUCGUUUGUUUGGUCAAUUUCAAUCAUAUUUACGAUCAGAGAAAAAAUAACAAACUUAAAAUUCCUACAGUUCAUUGCCGGUGCAAAAAAAGAUUCAUUUUUUUUAACUGGUUUAAUACUCGAUAUUCUGGUGGUAUUAGUAACAGGAAUUAUAACAGUCGCAACAAUGAUGGUCAUUGACCAAGAUCGAUUCAAUGAUACCGAUGUCAGAGAGUCAUAUUUUCUAACCAUAAUAGCUGGUGGAAUUUGCGUAACCUCAAUGAAUCAUGUCUUAGGAAGAUUCUUUAGAGAUCCAUAUUUAGCAUUCUGUGUUGUCAUCACAAUUCAUUUCUUUGGCAUAACGAAUUUCGCAAUUUACACUGAGGUUUUCUACAAAAAUCAUGAUGACGGAUUAAGUUAUAUAAACACUCUGGGAAGAAUACUUUAUAUAAUGCCUCUGUUCACACAAUGUAGCGCUAUGAGUACUAUUUUCUUUAUUAAUGACUUAAUAGUAAUGUGUUCGGAUCAAACUAUAUAUACAAUUUCAACAUAUGUUGAAAACUGUGAUUCAAUGCCAAACUGCUGCGUUGAAUAUAGUGUCUGGGAUGGCGUAUCUUCAAGCAUUUUUAUUCUAAUGGGCUUAACUAUAUUUUAUUGGAUUUUAAUGUAUUUAAUGGAAUAUAUGCAAACUUGUGAUUUAUUUAACUAUAAACAAAGAUCUAUGGAACAAAUAACAAGGUAA
This is a messenger RNA of Teleopsis dalmanni, 4049 nucleotides long. Its product is annotated as retinal-specific phospholipid-transporting ATPase ABCA4-like. Gene Ontology annotation, molecular function: lipid carrier activity; ABC-type transporter activity; ATP binding. The record is from RefSeq and is a predicted model, not a curated record. Bases 54 to 4049 code for a protein of 1331 amino acids. The transcript has 8 exons. Lineage: Eukaryota; Metazoa; Arthropoda; Insecta; Diptera; Diopsidae. Gene Ontology annotation, biological process: lipid transport; transmembrane transport. Gene Ontology annotation, cellular component: intracellular membrane-bounded organelle; membrane.